Sinocyclocheilus rhinocerous is the source of this 383-nucleotide messenger RNA. RefSeq names its product rho GTPase-activating protein 44-like. The transcript is spliced from 4 exons. The coding region runs from base 54 to 383 and encodes 109 amino acids. Gene Ontology annotation, molecular function: protein binding; GTPase activator activity. Gene Ontology annotation, biological process: modification of dendritic spine; positive regulation of GTPase activity; regulation of dendritic spine morphogenesis. Gene Ontology annotation, cellular component: intracellular anatomical structure; leading edge membrane; postsynaptic density. NCBI's taxonomy places the organism in Eukaryota, Metazoa, Chordata, Actinopteri, Cypriniformes, Cyprinidae. The record is from RefSeq and is a predicted model, not a curated record.
AAAUUCCCAACAUUCAGAAGCAAAGAAAACAUUUAGCCAAACUGGUACUGGACAUGGAUUCUGCUCGUACACGGUGGCACCAGUCGUCCAAAUCCUCAACUCUGACUAAUAAGGACACGCCUACCGGGGCCAAAGCCGACGCCCUCAGGGAGGAGAUGGAGGAGGCGGCCAAUCGCAUGGAGAUCUGUAGAGAUCAGCUCUCGGCGGACAUGUAUAGUUUCAUGGCCAAAGAAAUUGACUAUGCAAACUACUUCCAGACGCUGAUCGAGGUUCAGGCCGAGUACCACAAGAAGUCUUUGGAGCUGCUCCAGAACGUUCUGCCACAGAUUAAAGCGCAACAGGGUGAGAAUCAUGAAGAAUCGGAAAAAGAAGGAACUGAAUAA